UAACCUUUUAGUGGUAUAGCGGUUUGUUCGACAGUACCUAAUAUAUGCAGUCAAGGUUUCUAUUGGUCAACCAUUCAAUCUGUAAGGGAGCAUUGUGUGAUAGAGCCGAUCAUCCUCCCUCGCAUCUUCUUACAGCUUGGCGGGACUCUAAGUUUCCUUUCAAAAUAUCAAACAAUAUACGAAGUAGUCAUUUGAUUUAAAAAAAAAAAAAAAGCCCUACACAAGGUAUCUAUCUACUUAUGACUUGGGUACUAACUACGAUGUACCGUUUAAAUAUAGAGACCAAUCAAGUCAUUCGAGCCAAAAAGGGGGCUAUCAUUACUACAUUUCACUGAUCUGCAACCAAGCUCCAAACACCUUGGCUUCAACAAUUACCAACUUUCAAGGGAAUAUUACAGAGAUAUUGCCAGUCGUAGAGCUCUCUCGAUUAUUAGUUGAACGACUAUAUUCUCUUCAAUUGAUCGUGCCAGAAACCAUGUCUUCCCAGAGGAAAUUCCAGGUGACUUCAGGAGGCGAAGAACGUGUCGGUAGAGUUGUUGACGUGCUAGGCCCAGCUUUCGAGUUCGACCCCAUAUUCAGAUUCGAGCUUCAAAACUUCUCCCUAGCCGAGCAAAAGCGGAUACUACCAAACCUCUUUCACAGCUUCUUCUUUGCUAGUGCCAUUAACGAUGGCAUGCUACUCGAGGCGGACAACUUCGGGUCUUGUGCUAUUCUCAUGCCGCCCGGAAAGACAAAUGACAACUUCUGGACCGUGCUCCGAGCCGGCCUGAUACCCAGACUCUUCACCAUCGGACCCGCUGCUUGUAAGCGAAUCGUUUUAGACUACCCCGGCGCGAAUAAAGCCGCAAUGGCGAAAGCCCUCACGCCUGCCGAACAGAAAGCACACUGGUACGUCUUCAUCAUGGCGACAGCAGUGGACCGUCGUCGGGAAGGGCUUGCAAGCACGUUACUUGUGUACAUGAAAGACAAAGCCCGAAGUGAUGGACGCCCGCUCUGGAUCGAGGCUACAACAGUGGUGUCUCGGGACCUUUAUGCCAAGCACGGCUUCGAGGUCGUGACUGAAGUUAAUCUUGGAAAGGGGCAAGUUGGUCCUGACGGUUUGGUGAAGAAGGAUGGUGAAGGAGUUACAGUAUGGCCGAUGGUAUGGCGUCCUGAGUAUUAGCCAGCAGGGAGUUAUGUUGCGAGUACGAUUGUUGUGUAAAAAAUGUAUAAUAAUAUUAGAAUUGGGAAUCCAUGGACCUGAUCUCAAAGUGAAAGGUUUACUUAACUAUUUCGGAAAGGUAGGUAGAAGUAUCUUCAUCCGGAUUGAAGUACCAAGGGAGUUUCACGGUGUGAGAGCG
This is a messenger RNA of Daldinia loculata, 1340 nucleotides long. RefSeq lists its product as uncharacterized. The record is from RefSeq and is a predicted model, not a curated record. The transcript is spliced from 3 exons. NCBI's taxonomy places the organism in Eukaryota, Fungi, Ascomycota, Sordariomycetes, Xylariales, Hypoxylaceae. The coding region runs from base 476 to 1162 and encodes 228 amino acids.